AUGUUAUGGUUAAUAAUACUAUUAUGUACAACCUAUGUGAGAAAGAUUGAAGGCCAACUUGUUCGUUAUAAUGCUGCCUGUUCUGUACCAUUAUGUGGAAUAAACAGUUGUUCAUCUCAACAAUGCUAUAGUUUUCAAACAGUCAAUGAUGCUAAUAUAUGUGCACCACUCGUAACAUGCAGUCUACUUGAUCCAUGUAUUAAUAAUAGUGGCAAUUUGGAAUGUUCAACAAAUAAUUCUGUUUGUAUACAAAAUACUUGUUGCCCACAAGCAAUAUGUUUACCAUUAGCAUUAACAACAUUAUGUACAAAUAUUACUAGUAGCAGUGCAGCAACUAGUACAAAAAAAAGUAAAGAGGUACUCCCUAUGAAAUCGUUUAAUAAUUUGGAUUUUUAA
Messenger RNA from Didymodactylos carnosus, 396 nucleotides. Lineage: Eukaryota; Metazoa; Rotifera; Eurotatoria; Philodinida; Philodinidae. The record is from the annotation of a GenBank genome assembly.